This is a messenger RNA of Lasiosphaeria miniovina, 4494 nucleotides long. RefSeq names its product ABC-2 type transporter-domain-containing protein. The record is from RefSeq and is a predicted model, not a curated record. Gene Ontology annotation, cellular component: membrane. Lineage: Eukaryota; Fungi; Ascomycota; Sordariomycetes; Sordariales; Lasiosphaeriaceae. The transcript has 3 exons. Bases 1 to 4494 code for a protein of 1497 amino acids. Gene Ontology annotation, molecular function: ATP hydrolysis activity; ABC-type transporter activity; ATP binding. Gene Ontology annotation, biological process: transmembrane transport.
AUGGAUGUAAAAGGUUCCGAGAAGAUGGACACCGAUAAGGAGGUACUAGGUGGCGUUGACGCCGGUAAACAUGCCGAGGAAAAGGGGCUUGGUGAGGGAACCGACAGGCCCUCACGCUCUCAGUCAUCCGACUCUUCUAGGACCCAGAAUGCCGAGGAGCUUCGCGAAGAGGCUAGACGCAACAACCCGAAAGGCAUGACAAACCUAUCAACAGGUAUCUCGGUUGAGCAGGCCGAGGCCGAUUUCGCACAACUACGGCGGGAGCUGUCGGGCAUGUCGCGUGCCAGUCGCACCCAGAGCCAAGGGAAGGCCGGCGAUGUCGAAGUUGGCCAAGCCCUCAGCGCGGCAGCUUCAUCCGGGGGCCAGAGCGAGCAGUUCGACCUCGAAUCUGCCCUUCGCGGCGAUCUGGACGCCGAACGGGAAGCUGGCAUCCGGCCCAAACACGUUGGUGUUUACUGGGACGGCUUGACAAUAACCGGCAUCAGCGGCCAUACAAACUUUGUCAAAACGUUUCCUGAUGCCUUUGUCGACUUUUUCGACGUCAUCACACCCCUGAAAAAAAUGCUCGGUCUCGGCAAAAAGGGAGUCGAUAGAGAUCUCUUGAACAACUUUAGGGGCGUCUGCAAGCCGGGCGAGAUGGUUCUCGUGCUCGGCAAGCCUGGAUCUGGGUGUACGACUUUUCUGAGGAGCAUUGCGAACCAGCGUUUUGGGUACAGCAGCGUAUCUGGCGAGGUGCUCUAUGGCCCCUUUACCGCUAACGAGUUUACGCAGUACCGUGGGGAGGCUGUCUACAAUGGCGAGGACGAUCUUCAUCAUGCGACUCUUUCUGUGGAGCAGACGCUUGGUUUUGCCCUCGAUGUCAAAAUGCCCGGGAAGCUCCCGGCCGGCAUCGGCAAGCAGCAAUUCAAGGAAAAGGUUAUCGGCAUGCUCCUCAAAAUGUUCAACAUUGAGCACACCCGGCACACGGUUGUCGGUGGGCCCUUUGUCCGCGGUAUUUCUGGCGGCGAGAGGAAGCGCGUCUCCAUCGCCGAGAUGCUGGUCACGAAUGCGUGUAUCUUGUCUUGGGAUAACAGCACUCGUGGCCUGGACGCCUCAACCGCCCUAGAUUUCGUCAAGUCGCUUCGGGUUCAAACCAAUCUCUACAAAACCAGCACCUUUGUCUCGCUCUACCAGGCCUCCGAGAAUAUUUAUAAGUUGUUCGACAAAGUGUUGGUCAUUGACGAGGGUAGACAGGUCUACUUCGGACCAGCUUCCGAGGCAAGGGCUUACUUCGAGGGGCUGGGAUUUCUCCCGCGUCCUCGCAUGACCACGCCAGACUAUGUCACCGGCUGCACCGACGAGUUUGAACGCGAAUAUCUAGAGGGAUAUUCUGCCGGGAACGCCCCACACAGUCCGGCCACAUUGGAGGCUGCCUUCAACGAGUCCAAGGUCGCCAAGGUGUUGGAACAGGAUAUGGCUGGCUACAAGAAAUCCCUCGGCGAGGAUAUGGGCAAGUACGAAGACUUCCGAAUCGCUGUCCGCGAACAGAAGCGCCGCGGUACUCCAAAGAAAUCCGUCUACUCAGUCGGGUUUCACCAACAAAUCUGGGCCCUGAUGAAGCGCCAAUUUUUGCUCAAGAUGCAGGACCGCCUUGGUCUUGCCCUCUCUUGGCUUCGAAGUAUUGUAAUUGCCAUCGUCUUUGGCACACUCUACUUAAACCUCGGCAGAACAUCUGCGAGCGCCUUCGCCAAGGGCGGUCUCAUGUUCGGCUCGUUGCUGUUCAACGCCUUCCAGGCCUUCUCCGAGCUUGCGGGCACUAUGACGGGUCGUCCAAUCGUGAACAAGCACAAAGCAUACGCCUUUCACAGACCCUCAGCCCUCUGGAUUGCACAAAUCUUCGUCGACCAGGCCUUUUCUGCGUCGCAGAUCCUUAUAUUCUCCAUCAUCGUCUACUUCAUGACCAACUUGUUCCGAGAGGCUGGGGCCUUUUUCAUUUUUGUUCUGAUGGUGCUGUCAGGAAAUAUUGCGAUGACUUUGUUUUUCCGCAUCAUUGGUUGCAUGAGCCCGGAUUUUGACUAUGCCAUCAAGUUUGCUAUCGUCUCCAUCACUUUCUUCAUCACUACAUCUGGAUACAUAAUCCAGUACCAGUCAGAAAAGGUUUGGCUGCGAUGGAUCUACUACAUCAACGUGCUAGGCCUUGCCUUCAGUUCAAUGAUGGACAACGAGUUCUCGAGGGUCAACAUGACGUGCACCGCUGAUUCUCUGGUGCCUGCCGGCCCUGGAUACGAUGAUAUCAACCACCAAAUAUGCACGCUUCCUGGCUCCACGGCAGGGACGCUCGAGGUCUCGGGAACCGCAUACAUCGAGCAAGGCUUUUCGUACGACCCGAAGGACAUGUGGCGAAACUGGGGCAUCAUCAUAUCAAUCAUCAUCUUCUUCCUCAUCAUGAAUGUCGUUUUGGGCGAAAUUGUCAAAUUCGGCAUGGGAGGCAACAUGGCCGCCGUAUGCCAGCGUCCCAACGACGAGCGGAAGAAGCUCAACGCGGACCUACUCGAGAAGCGGAACCAGCGACGCGAGACGCGCAAGAAUGAUAGCAGCUCGGAGCUCUUAAUUUCUUCGCAAAGCAUUCUUACAUGGGAGAAUCUCUGCUACGAGGUGCCUGUUCCAGGUGGAACGCGGCAGCUCCUCGACCACAUCUUUGGAUACGUCAAGCCCGGCCAGCUCACGGCUCUCAUGGGUGCUUCGGGUGCAGGCAAAACUACCCUUCUCGAUGUUCUUGCGGCGCGGAAGAAUAUUGGAGUCAUCAGCGGCGACAUUCUCGUUGACGGCAUCAAGCCCAAUAUGGAGUUUCAGCGUAGCACAUCCUAUGCAGAACAGCUUGACGUCCAUGAUCCCUCACAGACUGUUCGCGAGGCCCUCCGGUUCUCCGCCGAUCUGCGGCAAUCUUUUGACACGCCACGCGGGGAGAAAUACGCCUAUGUUGAAGAGAUUAUUGCUUUGUUGGAAAUGGAAACGUUUGCCGAUGCCGUUAUUGGCUCGCCCGAGACAGGCUUGACUGUUGAGCAGAGAAAGCGGGUUACUAUUGGCGUCGAGCUAGCCGCCCGGCCUCAGUUACUCCUGUUUCUCGAUGAGCCAACUUCGGGUCUCGAUUCUCAAAGCGCUUUUAACAUUGUUCGGUUUCUUAAAAAGCUGGCGGCAGCAGGCCAGGCAAUUCUCUGCACCAUUCACCAACCGAACGCCGCCCUAUUCGAGAAUUUUGACCGGCUACUGCUGCUCAAGUCGGGCGGACGCUGUGUCUAUUUUGGAGACAUUGGCAGGGACGCGGCAAUUCUGGGAGAUUAUCUCUCGCGGCAUGGCGCAGUCCCCCAGGACACCGACAAUGUUGCCGAGUUCAUGCUCCAAGUCAUUGGGGCGGGAAGUGCUCCUCGCGUUGGCGACCGCGACUGGGCCGAUAUCUGGGCCGACAGUCCCGAGCUAGCGAAUGUCAAGGAUGCAAUUUUGCAGAUGAAGGAAUCGCGCAAGACGGAAGGGCUGCAGGAGAGUCGCGACCUCGAGAAGGAAUUUGCCUCGCCGCUCAUGCAUCAAUUCAAGGUAGUCUUCAGGCGAGCCAACGUGGCCCACUGGCGGACACCCAACUAUCUCUUCACGCGGGUAUUCACCCAUGUCGUCGUCGCUACCCUCACGGGCCUGACGUUCCUCAAUCUCGAUGAUUCACGGCAGUCCCUUCAGUACAGAAUCUUCGUUACAUUUCAGGUGACAGUCUUGCCAGCACUGGUUGUUUCGCAAACCGAGUUCAUGUUCCAUUUCAAGCGGGCGCUCUUCUUCCGCGAGCAGUCAUCAAAGAUGUACAGCAGUUUGGUCUUUGGUCUUAACAUGAUACUCGUCGAGAUGCCCUACAGCCUCCUGUGCGCCACCGGGUAUUUUCUCCCACUGUACUACAUUACCGGACUUCAACACGAGGCAUCGCGUGCCGGCUACCAGUUCCUGAUGGUGCUCCUCACCGAGCUCUUCUCCGUCACCAUGGGCCAGGCGCUCGCCGCUCUUACACCUUCGCUCUUCAUCUCAUCCCAGUUCGACCCCUUCAUCAUAAUCACGCUGGUCAUCUUCUGCGGCGUGACUAUCCCCAAGCCCCAGAUACCAAAGUUCUGGCGUGUCUGGCUCCACGAACUCGAUCCCUUCACCCGCUUGAUCGGCGGAAUGGUUGUCACUGCUCUUCACGACCUGCCCGUCGUCUGCACGCCCGCCGAGCUCAAUGCCUUCUCGGCGCCUGCCGGCCAGUCCUGCGGCGAGUACAUGCAGCCCUUCUUUAACCGCGGCGGCUCCGGAUACCUGGUCGACAACUCUACCAGUUCCUGCGAGUACUGCGCCUACAAGGUCGGCGACCAGUUCUACGAGCCCAUUGGCCUGGACUUUGGCAACAGGUGGCGAGAUCUUGGCAUUUUCCUUGCCUUUGUCGGCAGCAACUUGACGAUUGUGAUUCUAGCGACUCGUUUCCUGAACUACAACAAGCGUUGA